Orussus abietinus is the source of this 2957-nucleotide messenger RNA. RefSeq lists its product as uncharacterized. NCBI's taxonomy places the organism in Eukaryota, Metazoa, Arthropoda, Insecta, Hymenoptera, Orussidae. Gene Ontology annotation, biological process: positive regulation of autophagy of mitochondrion; autophagy of mitochondrion. The coding region runs from base 136 to 795 and encodes 219 amino acids. The transcript is spliced from 3 exons. Gene Ontology annotation, molecular function: protein kinase binding. The record is from RefSeq and is a predicted model, not a curated record.
UGUAAACCUGCGUUUACACAGUAAAAAACAUUGUAAGAUAGCAUGUGUAAACUUACUAUUAAUUAAUGUAGUUUUGUUUGGUGUUUGAAAUUAUGACACCGAGAGAGUUAGGCUCGUAUAUAAAAUUAAGUUUUAAUGAGUAUAGAUAUGGCAGAACCAGUAUUGGUCGAAGAAAGCGUGCCUUCAAAACUUUCAACUGUCCUGAAAGAGUUUAUCGAAUGUUUACCAAAGAAUAUAAUUCAUCAUGACUAUUUGAUGGCUCUGGUUAUCGUGCUCCUCUCCGAAGUGGGGUUUCGUGUCGACAUGCCGCAAGAGGAAGUCGAGGAAUCCAGAUGGUGUCAAUAUUCUAGCCGGCUCCUGAGAGACUGGAAAUCCCAGGAAUCCGGAACUUAUCGCAUUAACUUUCAUCUGCAUUCCAUUCCCACGUUGCGCUGUAGAUUCGUGGCCACCCCCAAUGGCGACGUUUUGAUCUUGAACUUCCUUCCAUCUGAAACAUCGAAUAUUGGUCGCAGCAUGGCUGUGCAAACUCUUAAAUAUGUAAAUCCAUAUUCCAGUGAUAUAAACGACAGGUUUUUGAACCUUAAGGAGUUCUCGCAAAGAUUAAAAAAUCAGCUGGCUACUCCGAUUCUAGUGUAUUUAUUAACCGAAGUAGGAUUGCCAUCGCCGAGUCUUUUGGGCCUUCCAGUGGAGUUGAAGUUACGGAUUUUGAGUUUUCUGGACAAACGCAGUAUCGGCAGACUAGCACGAACAUGUAAAGAAUUUCGUGACUUGUCUCAGAAUCAUGCCGUACGAUGACAAUCGUUAAGUUACGAAUAUCCAAUGCAGACGGUUAAUUAUUACGCCGCAAGUAUUUUGAAAUCGUUUGUAAUAUUUCGUUCAUCGAUGCCUGGUAUUAAAUAAAGUACAGUAUCAUAUUGAACUAUAUAGAAUUCUAUUUUGACCGUAGACUACAGACUCGUCACCGUCGCCAAAAGAUGUCCAAUGAGCAAGACCGGAUUGCCACUCAAGAACGGGAUCGAGAGCGAAAUUAAAAGAUGUAAGCCGCCAAUAAAAUUAAAUGUCCUCACUGUGUAUAUAUAUAAUAUAUAUGUAAGUAUAUCCUCCCAUUCUCGCUGGAACCUUAAUAGUCUUAAUUAUAUUAUGUACAACCAUCCACUUGUACUUGUGACCAUAGAUCGAUUUGUUUUGCGUUCGGUGGACAUAUAACGUCAUUCUUCUUUAACUUGCAAACAUAAUGAAAAAUAAUCCAUUUCGUGGCAAGUGAUAACUUUGAAGUACGCUCUUUAGACAUAAUAACGAAGAUCCCUAGUCCGUACCAAAACAGUGAAUUUUGCUCUCCUCAAAUGAUUUCCAACGCAUCGUUCAGAUCAUGUACAAGACUAGAUUUGAAGGCAGCCGCGAUAAUCCGGUAUUGCCAUUAACAAACUUUUGCGCCCAGUACGCAUAUGUGACAAAGAAUUGAGAACGUUUCGAUAGUCCGUUGAAAUCUAGAAUCCUGAGCUAUAAUAUAAAAAAGCCGAUCCCUCGAGAGACAGUCGCCUCCGAGGAACAGAGUUCCAUUACGAUCCGUAAACUAAUUCCCGUUCUCGAGAAGAGCUCCCACACGUAAUUCUGGCACACACGCUAUGCACACUUAACCUUAAACUCGCUCGCGAAGAUUCGGCCGAACCUCGGCAAUUUUGCGGGGAAUCGUUCCGAAUUCCCUGAGCGGUUUGCCAGGAUCACAUUUACAAAAGCGUCCCUAUAUCCAUUAAGGGAGUCGGGUCGGUGAAGUGCAAUUUAAGCCGAGCUCAAAAGAGAAUGAAAAGACAUAGGAAACGUUUGGAUGUAGCUUUUCGAUUUCUCAUAACCUCACUUUGAUCGAGGCACCUCACAACGGACCGACUCCCUUAAGAUUCGCGGAUCGCUCCACGCUAUUGCCACGUAUUUUCCCUGGCGAGGUCGAAAAUACGACUUUAUACACAUAUGUAUAUUCCAGCAGAGCCGGGGCCUUCGACAAUUUGCGACAAUUGCGACCGUUGCAAAUAAUACUCGUCCGAGCAGGAGGCGAACUUUUCGUCGCCGUUCAAAAUGAUAAAGGGAUCCUCAUUCGCCCCUCAAUUUCCCCACAAGGGGAAGCCGGGUGUUUCUUUCUCUCUUUCUCAUUGCAACACCAUGCAAUCGCCGUUCAUAGACAUACUACUCCCUUUAAUCUCUAUUAUAUACAAAAGCAAAUCGCGCUCUCCCUCGUCCACCGCGCGGUACCUCGAUUUCUCUCUCUGCUUUGUGCCUUAAACUCUAACAUCAUAUGUCUCGUGUAUAAACAAUUUCAUAGAAAAUUUAUGUGAUUAAAACAACGUAAGUAAUGAUAAUUACUUCUGAGCACGAUAAACAAGUUUGUACAAUUUAUUAUGCGCGUCCUAAAUAGUCUUACAGCUAUGCGUGACACGGAACGCUUUUGUCGGAUCCGGAGAUAUAUGUAGGUUUACGGAUUGUAAUUCUUACGUUGUCGCCCCUCGGCGCGAACAACCGCAACACUCGCCUACUUUCUUCCCUCCAUUCGCGAAGUCUCCCCCAGACUUGUUAUCGCCUUCCUUAGUUGCGUGCUCGACAGCCGAUAACUAAUUACAGAGACUCGUCGAGAACCGAAACGCCGGAUGGCUCUUGGCCAUCGUUUUAAGGGGGUGAAUAGAUUAUGAGAUAAAUUUUAAUCAAUCGGUUUAAAUUAAAAAAAAAAAAAAAUUAAAAGGUACAGGGAACAGUUCCUUACGAGGCUGAUUUACUUCACGUUCUAUGGAGAAUUUAAGAUAGAAGUUUCGAUGCGAUUCAAAAUGGCGGACGCGGGGCUGGAAAAUUCUGAUAUAUAUUUUUUUUCUCUCCACGGUGUAUCUACUGACCCCCUUAAGCUAUCGAGCAUCGCCAAUCGCACACAUCAAUCCAUACAAGCCUCUCGUUAUACGCUUAUGUAUGUACGCACU